Erythranthe guttata (spotted monkey flower) is the source of this 303-nucleotide messenger RNA. RefSeq names its product acetylserotonin O-methyltransferase. Gene Ontology annotation, molecular function: O-methyltransferase activity; protein dimerization activity. NCBI's taxonomy places the organism in Eukaryota, Viridiplantae, Streptophyta, Magnoliopsida, Lamiales, Phrymaceae. The record is from RefSeq and is a predicted model, not a curated record.
UGGGUGUUGCAUGAUUGGAGCGAUGAGGAGUGCAUCGUAAUACUGAGGAAAUGCCGAGAAGCAAUCCCGGAGGGAUGGGGGAAAGUGAUAAUAGCAGAGGCGGUGAUUGGAGAAAAGGACGAGGUCGAUAAGUAUAACGAUGUUCGGUUGGCGUUGGAUAUGGUGAUGUUGGCACACACGGAGAAAGGGAAAGAGAGGAGUAUUGAAGAAUGGGAGUAUGUGGUGAAAUCUGCUGGUUUUAGCAGCUUCACUGUCAAACAUAUUCACUCCUCCAUUGUUUCUGUUAUCCAGGCUUAUCCAUGA